Molecule: messenger RNA, 834 nt
Organism: Hyposmocoma kahamanoa
Lineage: Eukaryota; Metazoa; Arthropoda; Insecta; Lepidoptera; Cosmopterigidae
Product: putative folylpolyglutamate synthase
Exons: 2
Biological process (GO): tetrahydrofolylpolyglutamate biosynthetic process
Cellular component (GO): mitochondrion; cytoplasm; cytosol
Molecular function (GO): ATP binding; tetrahydrofolylpolyglutamate synthase activity
Source: RefSeq, a predicted model, not a curated record
UUACAGUGCACAUUACACAUAGUACCCGAUUACAACGAUUAUAUUUUCCCAGAAGAGUUUCCAUCUCAGUUACCGGUCGAUAUAGAUGCUUACCGAAUGAAUGCUUCCCUAGCCGUACAACUAUCUCACGCCUGGAUGCGUCAUGCCAAAAAACAGGCUUUAAACCGUCGUAACAUAGUAAAAAAACGCGUUAUAAGUGGAAAGGUCAUGCAGCACAACGGAUACACCGAAAUCGACCCGUACAUAAUGGAUCAUAGUAAAUUGAAUGGAAUAUCAGCAGAUAAAACAACGAUUAGAACGGUGCCAAGGAAAACGAUAGCAGCUUUACAGGAAUGCAAGUGGCCUGGACGUUACCAUGUUAUUCAGUCGGAUUAUGCGACGUUUUAUUUGGAUGGCGCGCAUACGAAGGAAUCUAUGGAGAUAUGUUCUAAGUGGUUUCAAGAGAAAAGCGGGUGUCGAGAAAAGAUUUUAAUAUUCAGCGCAACUGGAGACCGCGAUGUUGAAAUUUUACUCACUCCAAUAAAAGAUAUUAAUUUUGUAUUUGUAUACAUUGUUAUUCCAAGAGCAUAUAAGAAAUUAACUAAUAAAAAUGAUAAUUAUUCUAUACUGGAACAGAAAGAUCUGACAUCAAGAUGUUGUAAGGAUGCAGAAAUAUGGUGUGAGCUGUCAACUUCCAGCGCUAAAGUGAAAGCGUUAGAAUGUGUGUCAGAUGCACUUAUCGAUAUUAAACGUCACAACAAUAAAAUUGAUAAUCUGGCGGUUUUAAUAACUGGUUCUCUACAUUUAGUUGGCGCUGCGCUGUCUAUAUUAGAUACGAGUUUAAGUAAAGAUUAG